Lactuca virosa is the source of this 447-nucleotide messenger RNA. The record is from the annotation of a GenBank genome assembly. Lineage: Eukaryota; Viridiplantae; Streptophyta; Magnoliopsida; Asterales; Asteraceae.
AUGACGAAAGGUUCGAAAAAAACUUCCGGCUACUCCGCCCCAAAACAGAUUGCUUGUGUCGGGUACAUCUCGACUGCACCGGUGAAAACAACUGUAACGUUCAAAGGGGGGAAAGGAGGAGGCGAAGGGAGUUACGUGAACAAAUCCCGAGUCAGUUUCGCCGAUAAGCAGACGGGUUGCUACGGCCGAGCAACCACUAAGGAGAAGGCGUCGGCCGGAGAGUUUCAGUGGAAGAAUGGGACUAGUGGAACGAAGAGUGAGUAUAAGAAAAGUUCCACAGUCAGAAUUGGAGAUAAGAGUGGAUACACAGAGGUUUAUAACGAACAGAGGGUUCGCAAUGUGAGUUACAACAACAACAACAACAACAGCAAGAAGCUCAUAACCUAUGACAAUGGCGAUGGUGGGGAGUAUGGUGGGUAUGGGUAUGGGUAUGAUUCUGACUACUAA